AUUGCGAUAAAUGCAUUUCUAAGCAGCCCCACCUUCAAGUAGCAAUUUGGUAAAAAAGAAAGUAAGUCACUAGAUGCAAACCACUACUUGUCUAACCCUACGCCAGUAGUUGCAACGCUAGCACAUUUUCUUGUGACGUUCGUGUGGUUUUCUAAUAUCAAGCCGAGCGUAGGUACUUUACUGGUUUUCGACUAAAUUGAUUAUUAAUUGUUACAAGGAAAUUGUCUUGUCAGUGAACAAAAUUGUGUCGAAGUGUCGUGAACAGAGAGGAACUUUUAAAAUUCAAUAUGUCAGAAGAUUUAAACAGUUACCCAGACAGAGUUGCCGAUCUCUAUGAGGGCAAGACGAUAUUUGUUACCGGAGGAACCGGAUUCAUGGGUAAAGUUUUAGUAGAAAAAAUGCUCAGAUCGUGUCCUGGAAUAAAGAAAUUGAUUUUAUUAAUAAGAACAAAAAAGGAUAAAAGACCAGAGGAAAGGAUUAGAACUAUUAUGGAUGAUCCGUUAUUCGAGUUACUGAAAAAAAUAAGGGGACCGGACAUUAUUAAAAAAGUCAUAGCAGUAGCAGGAGACGUAAGCCUUCCCGACUUAGGAUUAUCAAAAGAAAGUAGAGAACUUAUUAUAGAGGAAGCAGAAAUAAUAUUCCACUGCGCAGCAACUAUUAGAUUUGAUGAAUCCCUGAAGAAGGCCGUGCUACUGAAUGUUAGAGGAACGAAACUCAUGUUAGAAUUAGCAAAAGAAUGUAAAAAAUUAAAAAUAUUUUCACAUAUGUCCACAGCUUACUGCCAUCUUCACGAAAGAGUUUUGUAUGAAAAAGUAUAUCCACCGCCAGCUGAUCCUUAUCAUGUAAUAAAAACAGUAGAAUGGUUGAGUGAUGAUAUCAUAGAUGUAAUUACUCCCAAAAUUUUGGGCGAUAUUCCGAACACAUAUGCGUUCACAAAAGCUUUGGGAGAAGCCUUAGUCGCAAACGAAAUGGAUAACUUACCAGUAGUAAUUUUAAGGCCGUCUAUAGUAAUUCCUGUUUGGAGAGAACCAAUACCUGGAUGGACAGACAAUAUAAAUGGACCCGCAGGACUAUUAAUCGGAGCAGGAAAGGGAGUUAUCCGAACUAUGUACUGCAAUUCUGAUGGAUAUGCCGAUUUUCUCCCCGUAGACAUUGGAGUUAACGCUAUGUUAGUUAGUACAAUGGAUUAUCUCACUUUUGGUACGCGUAGAAUCUACAACUUAACCAGUUCGUCAGAAUAUAAAAUCUCUUGGUCAGAAAUUAUAGAAAUAGGAAGAACAGUGAUAGAAACUAAAAUGCCAUUAAACAAUGUUGCUUGGUAUCCAGGAGGAUCCAUGAAGACAUCUAGGUUGUUACAUAACAUUUGCUUUUACCUGUUUCACAUGCUGCCAGCAAUCUUUGUAGAUGCUUUGUUGAUGUUGCUAGGAUACAAGCCAGUGCUUAUGCGUGUCCAAAAGAGGAUAAUAAAAGGUUUCGAAGUAUUUGAAUAUUAUGCCAAUAAUCAAUGGGACUUCGUAAAUGAUGAUUCGCUCAAGGCUCGAUCAAUUCUUAAUCCAAGAGAGAGGGAAACGUACAAAAUCGAUGGCCAAGGUAUAGACUAUGUGGAUUAUUUUACUAACUGUGUCCAUUGUACGAGAUUGUACAUCUUAAAAGAAACUGACGAUACCAUACCUGCGGCUAAGAGGCAUAUGAAAGUAAUGUGGGUAGUCGACAAACUAUUUAAAUUAUUCUUCGUUGUGGGAAUGUUGUACUACAUGUGGACAAAAAUAAUGAAGCCUUUAGUCAAUUCAUACUUGAAACUUUGAACAAUUUUUUUAUACGCUAUAAGUUACUACUUUUUAAAUAGUUUUUGCUAGAUCCGGCAAGAAUUGACAGAAAACUAAUUAUUGGACUGGGUCCAGUGAGUGAAAUUUGUAAAAGUUAUACCAAACAUUUAUUUUUCUAGUUAAACAUUAUGGAGUCAUUUAAAUAAGAUAUUACAAAAUUAAUUUAUAAUUUUUGUACAUGUGAUUUAUUGACAAAUAUUCUUAUUGGUAUGUAAUGCUGCAAAAUGAAACUUAUUAAACCAGUUUUUUUUUGUAUAUUUUCUUUUUAUUUAAAAUUAUUUUGUCUUGUUCUAUAAUUGCGUACCUUAGAAAAUUAGAUUUACAUGAUAUUUGUAAUAUAUUAGUUUUUUUAGUUUUAAUAUUUUAUUAUUUUACACAUUUUUUUUUGUAUAAAAAUAAAAUUUAUUCAUUAA
Molecule: messenger RNA, 2239 nt
Organism: Psylliodes chrysocephalus
Lineage: Eukaryota; Metazoa; Arthropoda; Insecta; Coleoptera; Chrysomelidae
Source: the annotation of a GenBank genome assembly